Ilex paraguariensis (yerba mate) is the source of this 369-nucleotide messenger RNA. Lineage: Eukaryota; Viridiplantae; Streptophyta; Magnoliopsida; Aquifoliales; Aquifoliaceae. The record is from the annotation of a GenBank genome assembly.
AUGGCGUCUCAAAGUAAAGUCGGGUUCAUUGGGUUGGACGACCUGAGUUUGGAAUUAGCUGCUUCACUCCUUCGCGCUGGCUAUGGCGUCCAGGCGUUUGAGACAUUCAGCCCUUUGAUGGACGCAUUUUUGAAGCUUGGGGGAGUAGGAUGUGUGAACCCUAUGGAGGCUGGGAGAGGUGUUGGAGCUUUAAUCAUAUUGAUUUCUCAUGCAGAUCAAAUAAAUGACAUUAUUUUCAGUCAUGAGGGUGCUUUAAAAGGGUUGCAGAAACAUGUAGUCAUUAUUCUCCAUUCAACCAUAUCACCUGCAUAUAUCCAGAAGCUAGAGAAGAGCAUUACAGGCAACUUUUUUCUUCAUAUUUCUUGUUGA